UGGCAAAGAGCGUGACGAGAGGGAAGAGUUAGCAGCCUGAAAGUAGCUCUUACAGUUUGCACAUGAGUGAGCAUAUUGAUCUGGUAAAACAUCCAAAUUAAAAUGACUCUUCCGAUCAUGCAUGUGACAUAUUGACGAGUCAAUUAACCCUUACAUCGGCAAAUGACGACUUUACAGCAUAAGCAAGCUUUCGUUUUCUGCUGGUGACGGUCCCAAACUCCGCCCCUAUAUGUGUCAGAUUGGGAUGACAUUACUUUCUUAAUUAGAUCACCGAUAACCUGGUCGCUCGAUCGAUAUAGCUAGUGAGGUUCCAAAAGUUUAAGAAUUGGUUUAUUAUGCGGGCAGACCAUACACCAACCUUUAGAAUUGGGACACCUUAAAAUCCUCUUCAACAUUUCAUAGGAGUCAUUCUGCUUUCCAUUAUUGGCUCGGAAAUCAUCACCGGGGCGUUCCAUGCAGGUGAUAUCGCAAACAUUUUGACUGCAUCUCUCGUACAAAUCAGUGCUAAGGUGAACAAGGUAUUCAAGACUGAGACAAUCAGAGACGUCACUCAAUAUUUGAAAGAUGGGAAGCCCUAACAAACUUGGCGAGUACGGAAAAGACAUGUUGGAGUUUGUCGAGCAGCUCUGGAGCGAUCUGGAGCAGCAUUCACCGGUUCCCGACGUAAAGCCGGGUUUUCUUCUCGAAAGGUUGCCCCAAGAAGCCCCCGAGAAACCCCAACCGUGGAACGACAUCAUGGCGGAUGUCAAAAAUAUAUUUGUUCCUGGGAUGACACAAUUCCACAACCCAAACUUUCACGCCUAUUUCGAGGCAGGGACUUCGGCGGCUUCAGUGGUUGGCGACAUGCUUGCGAAUAGUCUGGCUACUCCUACGUUUAGCUGGCAAUCAGGACCUGCCUCCACAGAGCUUGAGAUGAGAAUGAUGGACUGGUUUGGAAAGAUGCUUAAUCUACCGGAUGAAUUCAUAUUCAGCUCGGAAAAGAAUACCGGUGGUGGUGUUAUUCAGGAGAGUAACACGGGCGCGUUAACAUUGAUGUUUACAGCAGCCAAGAUGAGACUGCUCCGCCAACUCCGUGGGAACGAUCUUGACAUUAACCCAUAUGACGUCACGUCGAAACUCGUCGUCUUUACCAGUGACCAGGCUCAUGUGUCAGUCCAGCGCGUGGGGACAGUGACGGGGAUCCGGGUUCGUACUUUGCAGACAGAUGAAAAGGGAUCCCUGCGAGGAGAAACAUUAAAAGAGGCCAUAAAACAAGCGGAAAAUGAGGGCCUCUUUCCUUUGCUGGUCUGUGCAACAAGCGGUACUACUUCGACGUGUGCUUUCGAUAACUUGCAAGAAAUCGGAGAAAUAUGUCAAAGCAAAGAAGUUUGGCUUCAUGUUGACGCAGCAUAUGCAGGUAGCUUUUGCGUUUGCCCAGAAUUUAGGCCUCUUAUCAAUGGCGUACAGUACGUCGAUUCUAUAUGCAUCGGACCGCAGAAGGCCAUGAGGGUCCAUCUACCCUACUGUGGGCUGUGGGUUCGAGACCGCUAUGCGAUGGAACGUACGUUUGAUGAUGAUCCUAUUUACCUCAAACACAACUACCAGAACAAGGCCGUCGAUUAUAAGAACUGGUCCCUCUACCUUACCCGUCCAUGCAGACCUCUUAAGAUGUGGUUUGUCUUGAGACUACUGGGGAUUGAGGAACUUCAGAAGCACUUGAGAAAGCAAGUCCGUCUUGCGCACGAGUUUGAGGCUCUUGUCAGAAGCGAUGAUCGUUUCGAAAUCGUAGCCGAUGUCAUCCUCGGAUUGGUGUGUUUCCGGCUGAAGGGACCAGACGAACUAAGCAAACGCCUUUUAGAGAUGGUCAACGAUCAGGGAAAGAUCUUCAUCAAUUUCACCGAAUACAAGGGCCGAUACGUCAUACGGUUUCCGAUCUGCAGCGCAGCGGCCGAAUCAAGGCACAUGACUUUUGCUUGGAGUAUCAUCGCCGACGCCGCCAACGAGGUACAGAGUGAGCACGAUCAAGAGGGAUUGCUGUUGAUCAAUGAACAAGCUAGUGAACUGAUUAUAUCCAAAGAUGAGUUACGGGAAUACAAGAAAAACGGAUGCAUCAAUGGACAUUUUCUGCAAAUACGUUAACGAGAUUACAUUCCUGACAAUUUCUGAGGAAAAUCAUGAAUUUGAUCAAUAAUUUCCAUUUACUUGAUUUCUUCAAAGUUUCGUGGAAUAUCAAAAAUCUAUUCUUUUAUUCCUCUUUACUUGAUUUAUUCAAAUUUUCGUGGAGUAUCAAAUACUUAUUGUUCUGAUAGAAUUUGACUUUAUUCAUGUUUUUAACUAUAGGCUGAAAAUGUUUUUUUUUUUAAAUACCUUUAAUGUCGUUCGCGUUGUAAGUGCGCAACUCGUUUCUGGAAUACUUCCCAAGGGAGUGGAGAUUACGCAUACGGUGUAUGCGGGAUCGCCAGAAUCUAUAGUGAUCAGGAAAUUCUGUAAAACGUUUGGAUAACUUCUUUCCUACGUGAUACGCGCUCUAUGGAAAACGGAAUAUUAUAAAGGACCCAUACCGAUUCUCUAAUAUUCCCUUCUUUAAAUAAACGAUUUAUUCGAACUUUGCAUCAAACUAUUUUGUUCCAUUGGAUCAGUGUACAGUCAAAUCUUUUCACACCGCUGAUAUUACCAUGUUCAUGCAAUUAAGAUGAUAAAAAUGAUGUGUGUAAUUAAAAUUAACAAGAACUGUGUAAAGAUUUAAUGAAGAUGCUUGUAGAUGCGCAAAGGGCAUAUUUAUAUGUUUUAUACUUUACAAUAUCUUACAAUAAGGCAGCCUCUUUAUUUUUGCUCUAUAGUUGCUGGCAUUCGAGAGUAUGUUUUCUAGAUUUAAAAUAACAAAAAAAAACAGCACUUUAUGUCCUGAGUUGCAUAUGGCCGUGAAUUUUUAAAUGUUUAAAACUAAAACCUUAUAAUAAUAAUAAUUAAUAUUGAGAUUAAGACAUGGAACAAUUUACCCAACAAAGUUCUGAAAUCUCAUUUGAACACUAAGUUUAGUAAAGUUUGGCUAUUUCAUUUCAGGGGACUCAGUCGCAGGGGUUGGGAGAGAAGGUCCCAGGAUUUUUUUUUUAUUCGAACCGGUUUCAUUGUUCAUUGUUGUAAUGCCAACAUGUUACGAACCCUGGCGAAAUACCAAAUUCGAUCGCUACGUUCGCAAGCAUUUUACCGCUUAGUGUGAGAAACUAAAUCCUAAAAUCUAAUUCGAUUAAAAACUAAUAGAAGGAAUUUUCUGCUUAUCAAAUUGACCAUUCAAAUUAUCAUGAUGUAUACUUAUAGCGCCAAAAAUAUGUAUUUUUUUCUGUUUGAUGUUAUAUAAAUGUAAAAUGACAGACUUCAUUACGUGAUUAAAUAAUUAAUAAUGUAUGUAUUUCAAAAUUAAAAGAGAAAGAGAACUAUUCGCUUGAUAGUCUUCAAAUCGGAUUGGACGGGAAACAUUAGCUUGAUAUUUUGAUCGGGGCAGUUGGUGAACGAGAGGCGGGAAGGGCCGAGAGACGGGGUUUCAAAUACGACUGGACAAUCACGAAUCUUUGGCCUGAUGACUAAUGUGUCAAUAGAUUGAUUAUGGAUAUUGGCGAUUAAAAUCCUGCUUUUGUGUAAUGCUUAUCUAGCUUGUACUUUCUUGACAAAUAAAACCUUCCAAUACCAGUAUACAAACAGA
Molecule: messenger RNA, 3679 nt
Organism: Lytechinus variegatus (green sea urchin)
Lineage: Eukaryota; Metazoa; Echinodermata; Echinoidea; Temnopleuroida; Toxopneustidae
Product: aromatic-L-amino-acid decarboxylase-like
Exons: 12
Coding region: 565-2118 (517 amino acids)
Biological process (GO): catecholamine metabolic process; serotonin biosynthetic process; amino acid metabolic process
Molecular function (GO): aromatic-L-amino-acid decarboxylase activity; pyridoxal phosphate binding
Source: RefSeq, a predicted model, not a curated record